AUGAAACGGAGUCCCAGGAGGCCCCUAAUCCUCAAGAGGAGGAAGCUGCCCUUUCUGAAACACGAGUCGGAGACCCCUCGUGAUGAACCUGACGGGCUGCAGCGCAGCGAGCCACCAGCGCCCUCCAGUGGAGUGCAUGUCCCAGAUGGCGUUCGCAUCGUGGACCACCCCUCCCUGCCCAACACCCAAGUGGUGGUCAUCCCCAAAGCCGCAGACCUCCAGAGUGUAAUUGAUGCUCUCUCUGCCAAAGGGAAGGAAUGUGGCCCCCAGGGGCCCAACAAGUUCAUCUUGCUGAGUGGAGGGAGCGGCAGUGUGGAGGACUGGCCAGCCUCUCUGGGCCUCCCUGCUUUGGAAGAGGACAGUGGUACUUCGAACAAGCAGGUGGACUGCAGCUCGCUGGAUGACAGUUUGACCAACAUCCAAUGGCUGGGCGGUUUGUGCACAGAUGGUUUGAGAUCAGAUCCCUUUAGAAAAGCCUCCAAUAAGGAGAACCGGGAGUCCUGCCCCCAACGUAUUCAGCACCCCCAAAAUUCUGGUGUGGCGCAGAGACCCCCAUACUCCUACAUGGCCAUGAUUCAGUUUGCCAUCAACAGCAAGGCAAGUAGGAGGAUGACCCUGAAGGAGAUCUACACCUGGAUCGAGAACCACUUCCCUUACUUCAAAAAUGUGGCCAAGCCAGGCUGGAAGAACUCUAUCCGCCACAACCUCUCCCUGCAUGACAUGUUCAUCCGAGAGACCUCCCAGGAUGGCAAGAUCUCCUACUGGACCAUCCGUCCAGAGGCUAACCGCUGCCUGACCCUGGAUCAGGUCUACAAGCAGCAGAAGCCAGCUGUCCCAGAGAUGAAGAAAGUAACAGUUGCAAGCAGCUUAGUGGAACUGUUGAAGGAGGAGCCAUUUUCUGUCCCCUUGACCUGUGAGGCCCCUAUGGCCCCACCCCCACAUCCGAGGAGAAGAGAACUCAGUGGCUCUCGCCGCAAGCAGUGCCUGGCCCCGCCCUCCAGGGAGGAGCCUGUUCUCCUGUUCCCUGACAGCACCUUCUUUGACUCAGGCCUGACCUCUGACCUCUCCACCUCCCAGGACACGCGGGACGCUGAGCCCGACAGCCCUGGCAGGGUGUACGCGUUUAAGACGCCCAUCAAAUGCAGCCGACCCGCCUCCUCCACUCCCAGCAAGCCCGUCACGGGGCAGCCCCCUCCCACACUGCCUGAGCCGUGGGUGGCGAGCCCUCAGGGCGAGGAGGGCCGUGAUGUGCUGGAGUUCAGCCCCAUUCGCACACCUUGCGGAGUUGCUCUCACACCCCAGCACCAUGGCCACACCCCCUUCAGCCUCAGUGACACGCCCCUCUUCAGCUCCCCUCGUGAGCUCCUCACCUCCCACUCCACCCACUGUGAGGGGCUUGUGCUGGACACCAUGAACGACAGUCUGAGCAAAAUCUUGGUGGACAUCAGCUUCUCCGGGCUGGAGGACGAGGAGCUGGACAUGUGCAACAUCAGCUGGUCACAGCUCAUCACUGAACUGAAGUGA
Molecule: messenger RNA, 1524 nt
Organism: Megalops cyprinoides (Indo-Pacific tarpon)
Lineage: Eukaryota; Metazoa; Chordata; Actinopteri; Elopiformes; Megalopidae
Product: forkhead box protein M1-like
Exons: 7
Coding region: 1-1524 (507 amino acids)
Biological process (GO): regulation of DNA-templated transcription; G2/M transition of mitotic cell cycle
Molecular function (GO): DNA-binding transcription factor activity; sequence-specific DNA binding
Source: RefSeq, a predicted model, not a curated record